AUGCCAGGACCCCGGCAGAUAUUCAUUGCCGUCAUAGGCGCGGGAGGAGUCGGGAAGUGCUUUCUGACGCAAUUGAAGACGCUGGCAUCACGACUGUCGCAAUCGCACGCUGCACCUACAUACUUCUCGCUGGUAUUGCUUUCCACCAGUAAGAAGCUGAUUUACAGCCCCACGUACCAGCCGCUCAGUCUGAGCACUUGGGAAGAGCAGCUACAGACUUCCAGCACGUCGGCGAAGAGUCCCGCCGAUGUGCUGGAGUUUCUGGCUAAGGCGGAUGAGCCUGUGGUAUUGAUUGACAAUACAAGCAACCAGGAGUGGGCGGACAGCUAUCCCUCCUUUCUGAAGCAAGGCAUUAGCAUUGUCACGCCUAACAAGAAGGCAUUUUCGAGUAGCUAUGCGUUGUGGAAGGAUAUAUAUGCUUCAGCGAGAAAUGGGGAUGGGAAGGGUGGUUGGAUCUAUCACGAGAGCAGUGUUGGCGCCGGGCUUCCGGUCAUCUCGACGCUGAAGGAGCUUGUCGAGACAGGAGACGAGGUGCGGAAGAUUGAAGGUGUUUUCUCGGGCACUAUGAGCUUCCUUUUCAAUAGUUUCAUGCCCGUUGGCGGAGGCGGUGGAUCAUUUUCCGCCGAAGUGAAGAAGGCCAAGGAUUUGGGAUACACUGAGCCUGAUCCCCGCGAUGAUCUGAAUGGCUUAGAUGUGGCACGCAAACUGACCAUCCUCGCUCGUCUAGCUGGCCUACCUGUGGAAAGUCCCACAAGCUUCCCUGUUCAAAGCUUGAUCCCAACAGCAUUGGAAUCGUGCAAGACUGGGGACGAGUUUAUGCAAAAGCUGGGUGAAUAUGACGGGGAAAUGGAGAAAUUGAAGAAAGAAGCUGCAGCUGAGGGUAAGGUUGUCAGGUUCGUUGGAAGUAUCGACGUCGGCAAGAAAGAGGAGGCUGACGACACCCUCACCAGAUUUGACGCAUCACACCCAAUCGCAGCACUCAAGGGUAGUGACAACAUCAUUAGCUUCUAUACCGCGCGGUAUGGGGAGAACCCUUUGAUCAUUCAAGGCGCUGGGGCAGGUGGCGAUGUGACUGCAAUGGGGGUGACUGGCGAUCUAAUCAAAUGCCUACGACUGAUGCAUUCAUGA
Pseudovirgaria hyperparasitica is the source of this 1128-nucleotide messenger RNA. Its product is annotated as homoserine dehydrogenase-like protein. The transcript has 4 exons. The record is from RefSeq and is a predicted model, not a curated record. NCBI's taxonomy places the organism in Eukaryota, Fungi, Ascomycota, Dothideomycetes, Acrospermales, Acrospermaceae. Bases 1 to 1128 code for a protein of 375 amino acids. Gene Ontology annotation, molecular function: aspartate kinase activity; NADP binding; homoserine dehydrogenase activity. Gene Ontology annotation, biological process: aspartate family amino acid biosynthetic process; L-homoserine biosynthetic process.